Molecule: messenger RNA, 6300 nt
Organism: Sinocyclocheilus grahami
Lineage: Eukaryota; Metazoa; Chordata; Actinopteri; Cypriniformes; Cyprinidae
Product: receptor-type tyrosine-protein phosphatase mu-like
Exons: 35
Coding region: 17-5683 (1888 amino acids)
Biological process (GO): protein dephosphorylation
Cellular component (GO): membrane
Molecular function (GO): protein tyrosine phosphatase activity; protein binding
Source: RefSeq, a predicted model, not a curated record
GUCAGGUUCAGCGUUCAUGAUGGUGAACACCUCGGGACGGUCCUCCGGUCAGAGAGCUCAGCUCUACCUGCCGCAGUUCAAAGAGAACGACACCCACUGCGUCAUAUUCCAGUAUUACGCCGCCAGUCGAGAGGGAUCGAGUCCCAGCCAGCUGCUCAUCUACGUCAAGGAGAACAACAGUCCUCUGGGCUUCGCCGUGUGGAACUCGUCCGGACCGGCCUUCCAGAAGUGGCAGCAGGUGGAGCUGGCCAUCAGCACCUUCUGGCCCAAUUUCUACCAGCUGGUGUUUGAGGUGGUGGCGUCUGGUGAACAGGGUCUGCUGGCCGUCAGAGGAAUCUCGCGUCAGGGUCAUCAGUGCAUGAACACGCCUCACUUCCUGCACAUUAAGAGCGUGGAGGUCAACGCCAGACAGACGGCCACCUUCCAGUGCACUAUUAACGGCCAGCCCAAAGACCACGUCAACUACAAGCUCUGGCUCCAGGGCAUCAAAGGACGCGAGGCUCCUAUGAAAGACACCAAACCUGUGAACUCCAGACGCUACACAGCCACCUUUGACAUAGUCAACACCACCAAAGAAGACUCGGGCCGCUACCGCUGCAUCGUGCGCUCUGAGAAAGGAGUCGGAGCAUCCAGUUACGGAGCUCUGGUGGUCAAACAGCCUCCGAUCCCCAUCGCUCCUCCUCAGCUGACGGCGGUUGGCGCCACCUACCUGUGGAUUCAGCUCAACGCAAACUCCAUCAACGGCGACGGGCCGAUUAUCGAGAAGGAGGUGGAGUACCGCACGCUUUCCGGAAGCCUGAUCGACAGCCAACCAGUCGACAAACCUAACCACAAGAUCGGCCACCUGGACCCCGACACAGAGUACGAGAUCAGCGUGCUGCUCACCAGACCCAACGAGGGCGGCACCGGGGCCCCGGGGCCCCCGCUCAGGGCCCGCACCAAGUGCGCAGAUCCCAUGCACGGCCCUCGAUGGCUGCAGGUCGUAGACAUCAAAUCCAAGCAGUUGACGGUGCGCUGGGAGCCGUUCGGAUACAACGUGACGCGCUGCUACAGCUACAAUCUGACGGUGCAGUACCGCUACACGGCUAACGGCAAAGAGGAGACGCGCGAGGAGACGUGCUACGAUACUCUGAGCGCCGCGCCGCAGCACACCAUCCGCAGCCUGCAGCCCUACACCAACGUCAGCAUUAAACUGCUGCUGCGCAACCGCGAGGGAGUCAAAGAGAGCGACGAGCUCGACGUGCUCACCGACGAGGACGUUCCCGGCGCCGUUCCGCAGGAGUCCAUCCAAGGAAACACAUACGAGGAGAAGAUCGCCCUCCGAUGGAGAGAACCGCUCCAGACGUACGGCAUAAUCAAACAGUAUGAAAUCUUCUAUAAGGCCGUCAGCUCCUUCGACCCCGAGUUCAAUCUGUCCAAUCAGAGCGGGAAGAUGCUGAAGUUCAGCAACGAGACGUCGCACAUCUUCGCGGGUCUGUAUCCCGGAUCCACGUACUCCUUCACCAUCAGAGCCAGUACGGUCAAAGGAUACGGGCCGCCCGAAACCGCACAGUUCACAACCAAGAUCUCACCGCCGCGUAUGCCGGGAUACGAGCAGGAGACGCCGCUGAAUCAGACCGACAGCACAGUGACAGUCCUUCUGAAACCGGCCCGGAGCCGCGGAGCACCGGUCAGUGUGUAUCAGGUGGUGGUAGAAGAGGAGCGUCCGCGUCGUUCUCGGAGAGCCGCUGAGAUCCUGCGCUGUUACCCGAUUCCCAUCCACUUCCAGAACGCGUCCGUGCUGAACUCGCAGUAUUACUUCACCGCAGAGUUCCCAGCCGCUCGCAUCCAGACGCCGCUGCCCUUCACCGUCGGAGACAACCGCACCUACGACAGCUACUGGAACCUUCCUCUGCUGCCACACAAGAGCUACAGCAUCUACUAUCAGGCCGUCAGCACAGCCAACGGGGAAACUAAGAUCGAUUGUGUUCGCGUGGCCACUAAAGCUGCCAUUAUUGUGACUCAGCUCACCACGCCGUAUGUGCGUAUCGCACCCGCUGCCGGCGACAGCCAACUAACAGGUGCCGCGACCCGGAAGCCUGAUGCCGUGGAACCCGAGAAACAGACGGAUCACACGGUGAAGAUCGCCGGCGUCAUCGCUGGCAUCCUGCUCUUCGUCAUCAUCUUCCUCGGCGUGGUGCUGGUCAUGAAGAAACGAAGAUCCUAUCACUCCUACACUUACUACCUGAAACUGGCGAAGAAGCGCAAGGAGACGCUGAGCAGCACGAGGCAGGAGAUGACGGUGAUGGUGAACUCCAUGGACAAGAGCUACGCUGAGCAGGGCACCAGCUGCGACGAGGCCAUUUCAUUCAUGGACACACACAACCUCAACGGACGCACUGUCUCCUCGCCGUCGUCGUUUACCCUGAAGACUAACACCCUGAGCACCGCCGUGCCAAGCUCCUACUAUCCAGGUAAAGCUCUGCAUGUCCACUCACUUCUGUGCUUUUGUCACGUCGGUCAGCUUUAUAGACCGCAUGAAAUCACAGUGGGAGUUCUGUUACCCCUCAUCCAACAUUUUGAGUUCAUCUAUAUGCUGACGCUUCUAGAAGCUUCACGUGAUGGAAAUGAAAGAGCGUUGCAGGUUAAAUCUGAUGAUAACCUUCUGGUCUCAGACGUAACCUCAGUCACAGAGCUGCUGAUAGAGCCGAUGUUCGUCAGAAAGCUCUGUUCCUCUGGGUCUACACGGCCCUCAGAAGCCUGCGCUGAGUGUCCGACUCCAUUCUCAUGUGUUGUCCUGACCUUUGACCUGUUGUUUGUCACUCAUGUUCGUUCUGCUAACCGUGCUUUUCUCUGUUAUAUCAUUGUGUUUCAGAGCUUCUUUGAAGGGCAGGCGGCGCCGUGGGACUCGGCCAAAAAAGACGAGAACAGAAUGAAGAACCGUUACGGCAACAUCAUCGCAUAUGAUCACUCGCGUGUGCGGCUGCAGCCUCUGGAGGGAGAGCAGAGCUCCGAUUACAUCAAUGCUAAUUAUGUAGAUGGCUACCAUCGACCGAAUCACUACAUUGCCACACAAGACUUUAAUGCCCACGUGGGCUGCGACAGUGACACCUGGAGGGGCGUGAUUGGGAGGAACGGCCUCCCUGAUCUGAACCCGAGUGGUGAGUUGUUAUUGGAACGAACACCAUGUUCAAGCAUAAGGUUCUUGGACACUCGGGUAAAGAGAGGGGCUGAGCUAUCAACUGAUCACCACCUGGUGAGGCCCCCGUCAGAGAGGUUUUCAACUCCCAACUCCAACAUAGCUUUAAAGCAGGUCCCAAGGGAGACUGGGGACAUCGAGUCUGAAUGGACUAUGUUCCACACCUCCAUUGUCGGGGUGGCAAUUCAGAGCUGCGGCCGUAAAGUCUCUGGCGCCUGUCGUGGCAGCAAUCCCCGAACACGGUGGUGGACACCGGAGGUAAAGGAUGCUGUCAAGCUGAAGAAGGAGUUCUAUUGGGUCUGGCUGACCCAUGGGACUCCUGAAGCCACUGACGGGUACUGGCGGGCCAAGCAGAAUGCGGCUCUGGCAGUCGCUGUGGCAAAAACUCGGGCCUGGGAGGAGUUUAGUGAGGCAAUGGAGGAAGCCUUUCAAAGAGAUUCUGGCAAACCGUCUAGUGGUAUAGAAGGGGGAAGCAGUGUUCCGCCAACACUGUUUACAGUGGAAGUGGGUUCAUGGGAAUCUGCUCGUUCCCUGUAUGACCGGAGCAGGAGCUUGGUUCGCGUUGCCGGCAGUAAGCCAGACCUGUUUCUGGUGCAUGUUGGACUCUGCCAGGGCUGCCCUUUGUCACAGAUUCUGUUAAUUAUUUUCAUGGACAGAAUUUCUAGGCGCAGCCAGGGAGCGGAGGGUGUCUGUUUUGGUGGCUGCAAGAUAUCGUCUCUGCUUUUUGCGGAUGAUGUGAUCCUGUUGGCUUCAUCAAAUCAAGACUUACAGCGUGCACUGGAGAGGUUUGCAGCCGAGUGCGAAGCGGCGGGGAUGAGAAUCAACACCUUCAAAUCCGAAGCCAUGGUUCUCAGUCGGAAAAAGUUGGAUUGUCCACUCCAGGUUGGGGAGUGGCUGGGCGCACACCUUAAGGAUAGGGUGAGGAGUUCAAUCAGCCGGAAGGAGCUCGGAGUAGAGCCGCUGCUCCUCCGCAUCGAGAGGAGCCAGUUGAGGUGGCUCGGGCACCUGUUUCGGAUGCCUCCUGGACGCCUCCCUGGUGAGGUGUUCCGGGCAUGUCCCACUGGGAAGAGGCCUCGGGGCAGACCCAGGACACGUUGGAGGGACUAUGUCUCCCAGCUGGCCUGGGAAUGCCUUGGGGUUCCCCCAGAGGAGCUGGAGGAGGUGAAGUGCUGUAAGUACUGGCCCGACGACACUGAGAUCUACAGGGACAUGAAGGUGACGCUCAUCGAGACUCAACUGCUGUCUGAAUACGUCAUUCGAACCUUCGCUGUGGAAAAGAGAGGAGCUCAUGAGAUCAGGGAGAUCCGGCAGUUUCAUUUCACCGGCUGGCCGGAUCACGGCGUGCCGUAUCACGCCACGGGGCUGCUGGGCUUCGUCCGCAGGGUCAAAGCCAAGACUCCUGCCAACGCUGGCCCGAUGGUCAUCCACUGCAGCGCUGGAGCGGGACGCACCGGCUGCUUCAUCGUCAUCGACAUCAUGCUGGACAUGGCGGAGCGGGAAGGAGUGGUGGACAUUUACAACUGCGUGAGGGAACUACGGUCCCGCAGGGUCAACAUGGUGCAGACGGAGGAGCAGUAUGUGUUUAUCCAUGAUGCCAUAUUGGAGGCGUGUCUUUGUGGCGACACCACGAUCCCAGCCAAUCAGCUUCGCUCAGUGUAUUACGACAUGAACCGCUUGGACCCGCAAACCAACUCCAGCCAGAUCAAAGAGGAGUUCAGAACGUUAAACAUGGUGACGCCCACGUUACGGGUGGAGGACUGUAGCAUUGCACUGCUGCCGCGGAACCAUGAGAAAAACCGCUGUAUGGACGUGCUACCGCCCGACCGCUGCCUGCCCUUCCUCAUCACCAUUGACGGAGAGAGCAGCAACUACAUCAACGCCGCGCUCAUGGAUAGCUACAAGCAGCCGUCUGCGUUCAUCGUUACCCAGCAUCCUCUGCCCAACACCGUCAAAGACUUCUGGAGGCUGGCGCUGGACUAUCACUGCACGUCUAUAGUGAUGCUGAACGACGUGGAUCCCGCGCAGCUGUGUCCGCAGUACUGGCCGGAGAACGGCGUCCAUCGGCACGGGCCCAUCCAGGUGGAGUUUGUGUCUGCGGAUCUGGAGGAGGACAUCAUCAGCAGGAUCUUCCGCAUCUAUAACGCCGCGCGGCCGCAGGACGGGUACCGGAUGGUGCAGCAGUUCCAGUUUCUGGGCUGGCCGAUGUACCGCGACACUCCCGUCUCCAAACGCUCCUUCCUCAAACUCAUCCGACAGGUGGACAAAUGGCAGGAGGAGUACGACGGAGGAGAGGGACGCACCGUCGUGCACUGCCUUAACGGCGGCGGCCGCAGCGGCACGUUCUGUGCCAUCAGUAUCGUGUGUGAGAUGUUGUGUCACCAGCACUCGGUGGACGUCUUUCACGCCGUCAAGACACUGAGAAACAACAAACCCAACAUGGUGGAUCUGCUGGAUCAGUAUAAGUUCUGUUAUGAAGUGGCACUGGAAUACUUGAAUUCUGGGUAAUCUGAGCGGACGCUGCUCUAAUGUCUCGAUCUUCUGCAUCCUCAUCAUCCCGGACACUGAAACACAGCGACGGAAAACUGAAACUGGAGCCGAAGCCAUGUUUCUCAGCACACCAUCUUCAUCCGCUCGCGUCUUCUGUUCCUCCAACACUUCUCUUGCCUUCGUCUCAUCGGACGCGUGUCUUCAUGUUUGUGUGGAAUGCGACGUCACGUGGAUGUUGAUUUUAUCAUAGUUUUUAUGAACUCUAUGUACAGUCUGAUCAUGCGUGGCAUUAAAGCACUCAUAUUAACUCGUGUUUCUGCCCUUUCUGUGGUUGUGUUUGUGUGGAACGAUGGAAAAACUGCUGAAACGUCCUGUCCGAAGAUCCAAAGCUCGUGUUCGUGAUCUUUUUUUUGUUUGUUUUUGUUUAUACUGUAAAUAGAUUAAGUUCACCAGAUAAUUUAUUCAUUGACAGAUUUUUGUGAAGCACACUGAGUGACAAUCAUGUUUUAAUUUGGUCAUUAUUAUCAUACGGACUCCACAUGUAAUAGUGACCAGAUUGUAUUGUUAACUUUUUAUUUAUCUGGUAUGAAAAAAACAAAAAAAACAAAAUCAAACCUAUAAAUACAUAUCUAUAU